Molecule: messenger RNA, 1123 nt
Organism: Impatiens glandulifera
Lineage: Eukaryota; Viridiplantae; Streptophyta; Magnoliopsida; Ericales; Balsaminaceae
Product: heat stress transcription factor C-1-like
Exons: 2
Coding region: 105-1007 (300 amino acids)
Biological process (GO): regulation of transcription by RNA polymerase II
Cellular component (GO): nucleus
Molecular function (GO): DNA-binding transcription factor activity; RNA polymerase II cis-regulatory region sequence-specific DNA binding
Source: RefSeq, a predicted model, not a curated record
UCUUUCCUCAGAAGUCAGAAUUACCUUCAAAUAUCAGCUUCCUAGAAGUGAGAGAAAAUAACAUUCUUCAUCUUCAUAACUCUAUUUCUAGAAAUUUGUAUGGGAUGGAAACAAAUGGAGAUGUAGCUGCUGUAGCUCCUUUUGUAUUAAAAACUUAUCAAAUUGUAAGCGAUCCAGCAACAGACUCAAUCAUCGUUUGGGGAAGAUUCAACAACAGUUUCAUUGUUCUUGAUCCUCUAGAUUUCUCUCAUCAUGUUCUUCCUGCAUACUUCAAACACAACAAUUUCUCCAGUUUUGUUCGUCAACUCAAUACUUAUGGGUUUAAGAAGGUGGAUCCAGAUAAAUGGGAAUUUGCUAAUGAAUGGUUCUUAAGAGGACAAAGACAUUUACUAAACAAUAUAGUAAGAAGAAAACAAAGUAAGAAUAAUUCUUCUGUUUCUUUUCUUCAUAGUCAUAGUCAUAGUCACAGGCAAGAUGAAGAUGAAGAAGAUGAAGAUGAAAACUAUGAAUUGAUUGCGGAAAUCGGUAGAUUGAAAGAAGAACAGAUGGGUAUGGAACAAGAACUUGAUAGGAUGAGAAAAAGAUUGGAGAAAACAGAGAAAAGACCUGAACAGAUGAUGGCUUUUCUAUAUCAAGUUGUUGAAGAUCCACAUAUUCUUCCUAGAAUGAUUAUGGAAAAAGAGAUGAAUAAUAACAACAAAUUAAUGGAAGCUGAGAAUAAAAAGAGAAGGGUUAUGAUUAAUUCAUCUUCUGUAUCUUCAUCUUCUUCUUCUUUGUCUUCUUCUUCUUCAUCUGCCAUGAGUUAUCCAGUUAAGAGGGAAGAAGAAGGCUCGAUAUCUUCUUCUGUUUAUUCUUCUAGAAUUGGUGGGUUUGCUUUUGGGGCGGCGCCGGCACCGGUGCCGGAGUGGGGUUUUGGAUACGGUGGUGUUAGCGGUGGCAUUGAAGAUCUAGUUGAACCGGCUUCAGAACUGCCUUAUCCAUUUUCAUUAUUUGGAGGUGGCUUUUAGUUUGCUUCACGAGAUUAUUUAUCAUCAAUAACUUUAAUUUUAAUUAGUAUGUCUACAAAAUUUAAUUCGAUCUGUGUAAUUAUCUUAAUAAAAAAUAAUAUCGUUUGAUUUCAUAU